CCCGAGUAAAUCGAGUCGAUAUCUGUUCAAGAUGGCAGCUCCUGGAGCACUCGUCAACAAGAAACGUCGGGAAUUCAUGAACAUGCCCGCUCCAUUGGGCUAUGUUCCUGGAUUGGGUAGAGGAGCUACUGGUUUUACAACUCGGUCUGAUAUUGGUCCAGCCAGGGAAGCCAAUGACAUAAGCGAUGACCGUCAUCCAGCCCCUAAGAAGAAAAAGAAGAAAGAUGAUGAUGAGAAUGCUAGUGAUGAUGAAGACUUGAAUGACAACAACUUUGAUGAAUUUACAGGAUAUGGUGGAAGUCUCUUCAAUUCAGGACCUUAUGAGAAAGAUGAUGAAGAAGCUGAUGCAGUGUAUGAUGCUAUUGACAAACGUAUGGAUGAGAAGCGCAAAGAAAGAAGGGAGAAGCGACUUCGGGAAGAAAUUGAGAGGUAUCGUCAGGAAAGACCCAAGAUUCAGCAACAGUUCUCCGACCUCAAGAGAAAACUUGCAGAGGUGACAGAGGAUGACUGGAAUAGUAUUCCAACUGUCGGUGAUGCUCGUAAUAAACAUCAGAGAAAUCCAAGGGCUGACAAAAUGACCCCAGUACCAGACAGCUUCUUGGCAAAACAUGCCUUGGGUCAGGGUACCUCUACCACCAUGGAUGCACAGGUACAGAAGGGUAUCAAGACACCUUUCCCAGGCGCCAUGACACCGGGUAUGCUCACCCCAUCAGGAGAGUAUGAUCUGAGGAAGGUUGGUGAAGCAAGGAACACACUCAUGGGAGUCAAACUCAAUCAGGUAUCAGAUUCUGUGGAUGGUCAGACUGUCGUUGAUCCCAAAGGCUACCUUACUGAUCUUCAGAGUAUGCUGCCCUCAUAUGCUGGUGAUAUAUCCGAUGUCAAGAAAGCCAGGCAGUGGUUGAAGGCUGUCAGAGAGACAAACCCUAAUCAUCCUCCAGCCUGGAUUGCAUCUGCUCGUCUUGAAGAAGUGACUGGUAAACUGCAGGCAGCUAGAAACACCAUCAUGAAAGGGACUGAAGUAUGUCCUCGUAGUGAAGAACUCUGGCUAGAGGCAUCUAGGUUACAGCCUGGAGAUACUGCUAAAGCAGUGAUAGCUCAGGCAGUGCGUAACCUCCCUGACUCUGUACGUAUUUGGAUUAGAGCCGCUGCAAUAGAAGUCGAUACAAGGGCUAAGAGAAAGGUCUACAGGAAAGCCUUAGAACAUGUUCCCAACUCAGUCAGACUUUGGAAGGCUGCUGUGGAAUUAGAAGAACCAGAAGAAGCCAAGAUCUUGCUCAGUAGAGCUGUAGAAUGCUGUUCAUCAAGUGUGGAGUUAUGGUUAGCCCUUGCCAAAUUGGAACCUUAUGACAAUGCCAGGAGAGUACUUAACAAAGCCAGAGAGAACAUUCCCACUGACAGAAAGAUAUGGAUUUCAGCUGCCAAACUGGAGGAAGCCAACAAUAAUUUGGGCAAUGUGAAGAAGAUCAUUGACAGAGCAAUCACUUCUCUGAAAGCAAACAUGGUGGAGAUCAACAGAGAACAAUGGAUAGAAGAUGCAGAAGAAUGUGAGAAGGCAAGCAGUGUAGGAACAUGUCAAUCUAUUAUUCAAGCUGUGAUUGGAGUAGGUAUUGAAGAUGAAGACAGAGAGACAACAUGGAUGGAUGAUGCUGACAGUUGUGCAAGUCAUGGAGCUCAUGAGUGUGCCAGAGCAAUCUAUGCUCACGCUCUCACAGUGUUUCCAAGCAGGAAGAAGAUCUGGAUGGAAGCUGCUUAUUUUGAAAAGAAUCAUGGUACAAGGGAAUCACUGGAGACUUUACUUCAGAAGGCUGUAGCUCACUGUCCUAAGGCUGAAGUACUUUGGCUUAUGGGUGCUAAAUCUAAAUGGAUGGCAGGUGAUGUACCUGCGGCUCGUCGUAUCCUAGCCUUGGCUUUCCAGGCUAAUCCAAACAGUGAAGAGAUUUGGUUGGCUGCUGUCAAACUAGAGAGUGAGAAUAAUGAAGAUGAAAGAGCAAGGAGACUGCUGGCAAGGGCAAGGGACAGUGCCCCUACUGCCAGGGUGAUGAUGAAGUCUGCUAAGUUGGAAUGGCAGUUGGGAUGUCAGCAGAAGGCUUUGGAGCUACUGGGCAUUGGAGUGAAGGAAUAUGGUGACUUUGCUAAGCUGUGGAUGAUGAAGGGGCAAAUAGAAGAAGAGCUUGGAAAUAAGGAAGAAAGCAGGAAGACAUACACUCAGGGUUUGAAGAAAUGUCCGAAGUCUAUCCCUCUUUGGCUCUUAGCAACCAGGCUGGAGGAGAAAGUUGGUAACUUGACCAAAGCCAGGGCACUCAUGGAGAAGGCCAGACUGACUAAUCAACAGUGUGCUGACCUCUGGCUUGAGGCUGUAAGAAUUGAGAACAGAGCAAACAAUAAAGCCAUAUCACUGUCUAUAAUGGCGAGGGCAAUGCAAGAAUGUCCAACCUCUGGUACCUUAUGGGCUGAAUCUAUCUUCAUGGAGUCAAGACCACAGAGGAAGACAAAGAGUGUUGAUGCUCUUAAGAGAUGUGAACAUGACCCUCAUGUACUACUUGCAGUCUCCAAGUUGUUCUGGAGCGAGCGUAAGUUAACCAAAGCAAGAGAAUGGUUCACUAGGACUGUUAAGAUUGAACCAGACCUUGGUGAUGCAUGGGCACACUUCUAUCGAUUUGAACUGCUUCAUGGAACUGAGGAUCAACAGAAGACAGUACGAGACCGAUGUAUCCUAGCUGAACCUCAUCAUGGAGAGAUAUGGUGUGCUGUCUCUAAGAGCAUUGAAAACUGGAGGAAAAAGACUGAUGAAAUCUUACCCAUUGCUGCAGACAAUGUUGUUGUUCCUUGAAAUAUUGUAUCUGUGAGUUUUUGUGAACUGUUUCUGUCAUUUCAAUCAAAUCACUUAGAUGGUUAAGAACUGUUAUCUAGGCUGCAAUUCAUUCUGCACUUAUUUCUCUUUUUGUCAAAAAUAAUUCUAAGAAUCAUAGAACAAGCAAAGAGGACAAGAUAAAUCACUGCUAGAUUUUGGCAUACUUGUAUACCUUUGAGUGUAGGCUUAUAUCAUAGUCAUUAUUAUGAUCAAACCUUCAGCACUGUGAUGAGGCCAUAAAACAGCCUUAUUAAUAUCUUGAAUACAUUGAAUACAGAUACAGGUUCUAGUGUUUUAGUAGUACUAUCUUAAACCUGACCUAUCAAUAUGGCAAUAUGACACAGGAAGUUCGCUGGCGAUACUUUGCUCGUGUGUACAUUUUUUCUCUUACAUAUUACCAUUUCAUGUGCCUACAUACAUGUGUAUAUGUGCAUGUUGGCUGAAAAUUUGCUCUUUAAUAUUUGCAUUAAUAGUUAUUGACACAGACAAUACUGUUUAAUGUAAAAUGCAAACAUUCUAAUUCAGUUUUAGUGAUCAUGUUUAGAAUCUGCAAUUAAACAAUAUUUCAUUUAUUGUCUUUAAGUUUGAUUAGAUGUUAAAUAUUUUCUUUAUUUUUUCAAAUUAUACUUUGGGUAAAACUAAACAAAUAAUGAUAUUUGUCCAAGAUACUUACAUUUAGUAUCAAUGUUUUUUCUAUCUGUUUUCCUUCUUGUUGAAAAGGAGAGUAAAUUUCUGUGGUAUACUUUUAGUUUGGUAUUUCUUUGGAGCUUUUUAAUCCUUAUUUAUGGUUUCAAAUAUUUUUUCACAAAACUCCCCACAUGUAAAAGCUAAUGUUUCUGCAAACUGGUCUACAGUGAACACCAUUUUUAUUUAAAGGGUAUGUUUUAGAAACUUUUGUGUCUAGGAAAACAUAGAAUAACAAAUAAAAUGUGUAUAAAUAAUCUGGGAUGUAAACUUUGGAAUAUCACCCUGAAAUCUAUUUUCUUAAGAAUCAUAGGAACUUGUUAUAAUUGAUAUCAAAGAUUCAUAUGCCAUUUGAUCUUUUCCUAUUGUUUACAGUUAAGUAGAAGUCUUGUGCAGACUUCCUGGUAAAGAAACUGAUUUUGUAUCACUUUUAUCUUUGUGUGUUAUGUACAGUUCCUUAUUAAUGUAUAAAGGUACUUGGAAACAAACCUAA
Molecule: messenger RNA, 4028 nt
Organism: Lytechinus variegatus (green sea urchin)
Lineage: Eukaryota; Metazoa; Echinodermata; Echinoidea; Temnopleuroida; Toxopneustidae
Gene: prpf6
Product: pre-mRNA-processing factor 6-like
Exons: 25
Coding region: 32-2830 (932 amino acids)
Biological process (GO): spliceosomal tri-snRNP complex assembly; mRNA splicing, via spliceosome
Cellular component (GO): U4/U6 x U5 tri-snRNP complex; catalytic step 2 spliceosome
Molecular function (GO): protein binding
Source: RefSeq, a predicted model, not a curated record